Messenger RNA from Gopherus evgoodei (Goodes thornscrub tortoise), 1295 nucleotides. RefSeq names its product POU class 3 homeobox 2 (gene POU3F2). The record is from RefSeq and is a predicted model, not a curated record. Gene Ontology annotation, molecular function: DNA-binding transcription factor activity, RNA polymerase II-specific; RNA polymerase II cis-regulatory region sequence-specific DNA binding. Bases 72 to 1295 code for a protein of 407 amino acids. The transcript has a single exon. Lineage: Eukaryota; Metazoa; Chordata; Testudines; Testudinidae. Gene Ontology annotation, biological process: brain development; regulation of transcription by RNA polymerase II. Gene Ontology annotation, cellular component: nucleus.
CCCGAGGCGAAAAAGUAGCUGUCAAAUGCGCGGCUCCUUUAACCAGAGCGAUCAGUCCGGCUCGGAGAGUCAUGGCGACCACAGCGUCUAACCACUACAGCCUGCUCACCUCCAGCUCCUCCAUGGUGCAUGCGGAGCCGCCGGGGAGCAUGCAGCCGGGCGCCGGCUACAGGGAUGCACAGACGCUGGUGCAGGCGGACUACACGCUGCAGAGCAACGGGCACCCGCUCAGCCACGCUCACCAAUGGAUCACGGCGUUGUCCCACGGUGGGGGAGGCGGCGGCGGCGGGGACUCGCCCUGGUCCACCAGCCCCCUGGGCCAGCAGGACAUCAAGCCCUCGGUGGUGCAGUCCGGGGGCCGGGGGGACGAGCUGCAGCAGCACCAGCAGCAGCACCAGCAGCAGCAGGGGAGACCUCCCCACCUGGUGCAUCACGCCGGCAGCCACCACGCCGCCGCCGGGGCAUGGAGGACGGGCGCCUCGGCUCACCUGCCGCCCAGCAUGGCCUCCUCGAACGGGGGGCAAGCAGGGCUGCUCUACUCCCAGCCCCCGGGCUUCACGGUCAACGGGAUGCUGAGCUCCGGCCAGCCGGGCUUGCACCACCACGGCCUGAGGGAUGCCCACGAUGAACAGCAGCAGCACCACGGCGGAGAGCACCCCGGGGGGCACCCGCAGCAGCACCCUCCGCACCAGCAGCAGCAGCACCCCGGGGGCGGCGGCGGGGGCCACCACGACCCCCACUCGGACGAGGACACGCCGACCUCGGACGACCUGGAGCAGUUCGCCAAGCAGUUCAAGCAGCGCCGGAUCAAACUGGGAUUUACCCAAGCGGACGUGGGCUUGGCCCUGGGCACCCUGUACGGGAACGUCUUCUCGCAGACCACCAUCUGCAGGUUCGAGGCCCUGCAGCUGAGCUUCAAGAACAUGUGCAAGCUGAAGCCUUUGUUGAACAAGUGGUUGGAGGAGGCGGACUCGUCCUCGGGCAGCCCCACCAGCAUAGACAAGAUCGCAGCCCAGGGGCGCAAGAGGAAAAAGCGCACCUCCAUCGAGGUGAGCGUCAAGGGAGCCCUGGAGAGCCACUUCCUCAAGUGCCCCAAGCCCUCUGCCCAGGAGAUCACCUCGCUGGCGGACAGCCUACAGCUGGAGAAAGAGGUGGUGCGAGUGUGGUUUUGUAACAGGAGACAGAAAGAGAAACGCAUGACUCCCCCGGGAGGGACUCUGCCCGGAGCCGAGGAUGUAUAUGGGGCAAGUAGGGACACUCCACCACACCACGGGGUGCAGACGCCUGUGCAGUGA